AACCCAUCCUGUCAUCGACCCAUUCCAGAUCACUCCCAAGAUUGGUCUCUGCGCUGGUCAAAAGGCAAUUCCUGACCGAAGUGCUUAGCCCUUUCUUACCUGGCCUCGAAGCACACUCAUCGAAGACCUCUUCAAAAUGCCUUUGCCAACGUUCUUCGCCUAUGUUCUAGUGCUAGCAUCACUUCUGAUCUCGGUGGAGGCUGCCAAGAUACCUUCGAGUGCAAGACGACCUGCACUCAGCUGCUCGUCUUCUUCUUCUUCUUCCUCCUCCUCCUCCUCCUCUUCCAAUGGAGAAUCGUCCUGGACGUCAUCGUCGUCGAGCUCUUGCGGUCAAUGCACCGGCGGUUUGCCCGGCACUCUCACGUACGGCAGGAAUCUGCUCGAGUUCCAGUAUGAAGAUCAACCAAAGAGGCAACACAUUUUGUACCUUCCCAAGUCGUACGAUGGCUCUACCCUCCUGCCGACCGUUCUGGGCUUGCACUACAGCUCAGGCAACAUCGAUUCCAUCGACGCCAUGGCCAAAUUAAGCGACCUGGCGGAGCGUCACAAUUUCGUCUGGAUCGCGCCACAGGGCGGGGUCACGUUCAAGAACAACCAAGGCUACGCUUGGAACAUUCCCUUUGUGCCCACCACGGACGACUCCAACAUCGAGGGUCCCGUGCUGGAAGACCGCAAAUACUUGGUCGCACUGCUCCAGCAUGUGCAGAGCAAUUUGUGCGUCAAUACCGCGCAAAGCUACGCUAUGGGCCACAGCGGCGGAGGGCGAAUGUCGUCUUCGUUGGUGUGCAAUCCCGAGAUGAGCCAGCACUUUGCAGGCAUCGUUGCCAGUUCCAGCCUUCAAGCCGGACCUUCCGCCGGACCGGACUACGCGGCUCCGCUGGCCGUUGGUCAGGCCAACGCCUGCAAUCCGUCUCAUCCGAUCGGUAUCGUCGCCCUGCACGGUCUCGCCGACCAAACAAAUCCGUACGACGGUACUCCGGAGGAUGGCACCGAAGACAACAAGAAGCGUUGGGGCUACUCGGUCCAAUCUGCGCUUGCGCAUUGGGCCGAGUUGAAUUCUUGCGAUUUGAGCAGCAACAACACAGUCGAGGCUACGACUGCGACCGAUGGACCCAUCAUCCAUCGGCAGACCAUCAACUGUCCCGAUGUUGACAUCACUGCUUGGCUUCAGGAUGACUUGCCCCACGCUUACUUUGACAUCAACAGAGCCGACUUCAACCCAGGCGAUCAUUGGUGGGACGCCAUCUCCAAGUUCUCCCAUGAACCACAGUACUGAUAGUCAUGUGGUGCGCUGUGCUGUGCUACCGGCUUU
Ceraceosorus guamensis is the source of this 1312-nucleotide messenger RNA. RefSeq lists its product as hypothetical. The record is from RefSeq and is a predicted model, not a curated record. The transcript has a single exon. The coding region runs from base 137 to 1276 and encodes 379 amino acids. Lineage: Eukaryota; Fungi; Basidiomycota; Exobasidiomycetes; Ceraceosorales; Ceraceosoraceae. Gene Ontology annotation, molecular function: feruloyl esterase activity.